AUGGCCUCUCAACAAACGACUCUUUCUUACAACUACUCGCCCGGCGUCUCGCUGGGCCCGCAAGCCUCUCCUGUUCGUCAGAACGCUCCUGGGUUGCCGGUUAACCUGGGCUCCAAUAACCCCUUUCGUACUCGCACUCUUUCUCCCUCGAGCUCUACGCAUUCAGGCGGACAACCGGAACGGCCAAAGUCGACAAACCCCUUUCUUGACGACACCGAUCCUAUUUCACCGCAGUCAGCUCCCAGUGCCUCCUUGAUUGACCAACAAGACAUGACGCAGAACACGCGCGACCUCUUUGAAAACCUCUCCUUGAACCCCGCUCCCAAAGCCAGUGGGAUGCGACCAGCACCACCACGCCCGGAGAAGCCUUCGCAGAAUGGACCUUUGAAGUCUCGCCCGCCGCGCUCGUCCAAGGAACGUCCCGAAGGCCGUUCUAAUGACCCUUUCAAUAUUUUCAGCGAUCCUCCAAGCAAAGCUAAGCCCAGUGGUUCGGGUUCGAGAUCUCGAGAUCGAGAGCGACGGCCGCGCCGGAACUCCGAAUCUUCCGUGAUGGAGCGGACCCCAAAGCUUCUAGAUGACGAAGACGAGCGGCGGCGGCGUGAAAGGCGCCGACGCGAGCGCGAGGCACGUCACAAAGAUGGCAAAUCCCGAUCUUCCCGGAAGCCUGGGUAUCAGCUGGAUAUCAUUGACAAGUUGGAUGUGACUAGCAUUUAUGGAACCGGAAUGUUCCACCACGACGGCCCCUUCGAUGCCUGCAACCCCCAUCGUAACCGAAAGGGCCUCCGCGCCGCUCCGCUCCAGGCGUUCCCCAAGGACUCGAGUAACAUGGCACUGGGUGGCGCCGGACCCAACAAUCAGAAUAUCGAUCUCAAUUUGUUUCACGGCCGCACGGAGGAAGGAUAUAAUGAUUUCGCUUCCACGGGUGUGGCAGAUAACCGAAAGGCUGAAGGAGUAGCAUUUGAUCCAACUUCCCGGAUCGAGCCAGUUCACGGCGCAGAGAGCAUGGGUCUGGGCACCAGCACCUUUCUCGACGGCACUCCUGCCAGCCGCGCAGCUCUAAAAGAGGCUGAAACGGAGCAAACUAGCCUCGGCGCUGGUGGUCUGGCGCGCAAGAAGAGCUUGGCUCAGAGAAUCCGUGGUGGAAUCAACCGUCCUGCUCCCCGAAUCUCUCCUCACGCUGGCUAUCGUUCCCCUGGAAGCGCCUCAGGUAACAUGACGUCCCCGCGCAACGAGAAAAACCCGUUCUUCCAGGAUUACGACGAUGCAUGGGAUCAGAAGGCCGCCCGUAUCAAUUCUGCCGAGGAAUCACGCACUGUUCCUGAAGUGGGCCGGGAACGUUCGUCCAGCAGCCCCAAGCAGGCUACUGCAGCAUCCCUAGAACGAAGACAAACAAGUGAACGAACCAACCCGGGCUUGGAGGAGGGAAAGAAUACAGGGGGAGGUGGCUUCAUUAAUCGAAUGAAGAGUCUACGGAAACCCCAGCCCAGGAGGCGAGCUACCGAUGACUGA
Molecule: messenger RNA, 1509 nt
Organism: Aspergillus calidoustus
Lineage: Eukaryota; Fungi; Ascomycota; Eurotiomycetes; Eurotiales; Aspergillaceae
Source: the annotation of a GenBank genome assembly